AUGCAGGUGGGGUUUUGUGAAAACACUCGAGGUGUGCAGGUGGGGUUUUGUGAAAACACUCGAGGUAUGCAGGUGGGGUUUUGUGAAAACACUCGAGGUAUGCAGGUGGGGUUUUGUGAAAACACUCGAGGUGUGCAGGUGGGGUUUUGUGAAAACACUCGAGGUAUGCAGGUGGGGUUUUGUGAAAACACUCGAGGUAUGCAGGUGGGGUUUUGUGAAAACACUCGAGGUAUGCAGGUGGGGUUUUGUGAAAACACUCGAGGUAUGCAGGUGGGGUUUUGUGAAAACACUCGAGGUAUGCAGGUGGGGUUUUGGGAAAACACUCGAGGUAUGCAGGUGGGGUUUUGUGAAAACACUCGAGGUAUGCAGGUGGGGUUUUGUGAAAACACUCGAGGUAUGCAGGUGGGGUUUUGUGAAAACACUCGAGGUAUGCAGGUGGGGUUUUGUGAAAACACUCGAGGUAUGCAGGUGGGGUUUUGUGAAAACGAGGUAUGCAGGUGGGGUUUUGUGAAAACACUCGAGGUAUGCAGGUGGGGUUUUGUGAAAACACUCGAGGUAUGCAGGUGGGGUUUUGUGAAAACGAGGUAUGCAGGUGGGGUUUUGUGA
Molecule: messenger RNA, 606 nt
Organism: Hydra vulgaris (swiftwater hydra)
Lineage: Eukaryota; Metazoa; Cnidaria; Hydrozoa; Anthoathecata; Hydridae
Source: RefSeq, a predicted model, not a curated record